This is a messenger RNA of Thalassophryne amazonica, 1782 nucleotides long. RefSeq names its product solute carrier family 5 member 5 (gene slc5a5). Gene Ontology annotation, cellular component: membrane. Gene Ontology annotation, biological process: sodium ion transport; iodide transmembrane transport. Bases 1 to 1782 code for a protein of 593 amino acids. The record is from RefSeq and is a predicted model, not a curated record. The transcript is spliced from 15 exons. Gene Ontology annotation, molecular function: symporter activity. Lineage: Eukaryota; Metazoa; Chordata; Actinopteri; Batrachoidiformes; Batrachoididae.
AUGGAACAGCAGUCUGCUAAUGACCCGUCCACAACAGCCUUUGCUCUAGCUGACUAUAUUGUCUUUGCUGCCAUGCUGUUGGUCUCUAUGGGGAUCGGACUCUUCCAAGCCCUGAAGAAGUCAAGGGACACCACCGCUGAUGACUUCUUUGUUGGUGGUCGGAAUAUGCCAGCCGUGCCAGUUGGACUGUCCCUCUCUGCCAGUUUUAUGUCAGCAGUUCAGGUCUUGGGUGUUCCUUCUGAGACAUUUCGCUAUGGCUUUAGAUUCCUCUACAUGUGCCUUGGACAAACCCUGAAUGCCCUGAUGACAGCUUUCCUGUUCCUGCCAGUCUUCUAUCGACUUGGCAUCACCAGCACAAAUCAGUAUCUGAAGAUGAGAUUUGGCAAAGGGAUGCAGCUGUUGGGGAGCAUCCAGUUUCUUUUGGUGACGACACUUUACACAGGCAUUGUAAUCUACGCACCAGCUUUGAUCCUCAGCCAAGCAACUGGACUCAAUAUGUGGGCAUCUCUGUUUUCUACUGGGAUCAUUUGCACUCUGUACACUACACUGGGAGGAAUUAAAGCAGUGAUUUGGACCGAUGUGUUCCAGAUUAUCGUUAUGUUGUCAGGCUUUGUGGCUAUUUUCAUCCGUGGUAUAGUUCUGGUUGGUGGUCCCACACGGGUACUGGAAAUAGCCCAAAAUGGAUCACGCAUUAAUUUUAAUAGUUUUGAGUUGGAUCCACGGAAGCGCUACACAUUUUGGACCCUUUUGGUUGGAGGUUCAGUGGUUUGGCUGUCUAUGUAUGGAAUGAACCAAGCUCAGGUCCAACGCUACAUCUCCUGCAAAACAGAGAGAGCAGCCCAGUGGGCACUGUUUGUGAAUCAAGUAGGGCUCUACUGCAUUGUUGGCAGUGCAGCAGUCUGUGGCAUUGUCAUGUUUUCCUACUACAUCAACUGUGACCCACUGAAGUAUGGGAGAAUUUCUUCCCCUGAUCUGUAUGUGCCCUACUUUGUGUUGGACAUAUUCAAAGAUCUCCCUGGGUUUUCAGGUCUCUUCCUCGCCUGUGCAUACAGCGGCACCUUGAGCACAGUGUCAACAAGUAUCAACGCCAUGGCUGCUGUCACAAUGGAAGAUCUGAUGCGACCUCGCCUGCGCAACAUGAACCAAAAAAAGCUGAUCCUCAUCUCAAAGGGGCUGUCUUUCAUUUAUGGAGUGUGUUGCAUCACCGUAGCUUCUCUCUCCUCCUUCCUGAACUGGGGAGUUCUUCAGGGCUCAUUCACAGUCAUGGGUGUCGCCAGUGGUCCAUUGCUCGGUGUAUUCAUUUUGGGGAUGUUCAUCCCACCAACAAACAAGCCAGGGGCUUAUUGUGGAAUAUUGGGGAGUUUCUGUCUCUCUGUUUGGCUGGCUGUUGGUUCAACUCUUUACCCACCCAGCCCGGAGACCAUGGGUAUGCUGCCCAGCUCACCAGGGAACUCUGAAGACACCAACACCACGCUGAACAGCAGCCAUUGCCAUCACCUUGCCUCCGCUCCACCUCAACCCAAUAACCAAGGGGGCCUGUAUAAUUUUUACUCCAUAUCCUACCUGUACUUUGGUGCCUUGGCGACAGGUUCGGCUGUGAUAAUCGGGCUGAUCGUGAGCUAUGCAACAGGACCAACAAAAAGGAAUCAUAUUAAACCUGGAUUGUUGUGGUGGGAUCUGAAGAAAAACAAAGAAGUCCUCUCACCAAAGUGCAGAGAAGCCAACAAGACAGAAAAGCCUCACCUGAUGCCCCUGAUGGCCAUGCACAAAAAUGACAAAUGA